AGCUGUUCCAAACGAAAAUAACUUCAUUUUAAUUGACAAUUUCCCUAAUGAAUACGUAAUUAGCGAUUGUCUUUUAAUUCUGUUUUUGAAUUAAACAUAUUUUAAUGUGCAAAUUUCGAUUGUUUGGGAAUUCGGGAGCUUCUACAAAAAACUGCUCUGUACGAAUUCGUCAACAAGUUGCCCCGAGUGUUAUCAAUAUUCGGUAGUGUGACAGGAAACUUGGCACGAUGUGGACGCCUGGUGUCGUCCUGGUGCUUUUACUGGCAGGACAUUGUACCGCGGUGACUAGGGACCAGUUCUAUCCGACUGGCCCAGGUCUGGACCAGCGGCUACCGAGGGGAGCUGACGUUUCUUCACCUGAGAUCCCACUGAGAGUUCCCAUUGUGUUCUUUGGCGAGACGUAUGAAUCUAUUUAUGUCAACAAUUAUGGAGUUCUAUCGUUCAGGUCUGACAUCCCUUCUUUCCUCAACGCGGAGUUUCCUCUCCCCUACCCUUCGAUAGCUGCGUUCUACUCCAACAUCGACACCACGGAGACAGGCGCGGUGUACUACCGGGAAUCCAACGAGUCAUACGUCCUGCGCAAAGCAGAGGAAAGCGUACAAAACAACUUCCAAAAAUACUACGAUUUCAAACCGACAAGUGUCUUCAUUGCCAGCUGGAUAGAAGUAACUUAUUCUAGCAAACAAAGAUACGAUAGAAAGAACACUUUCCAAAUUGCUGUUAUAAGCAAUGGCACAGAAAGUUUUGUGGAGUUGAUGUAUCCUGAGAGGGAGAUCCAGUGGAUUCAGAGGGAAACGGCACAAGGAGAACUGCCCGAUGCGAAAGCCCAGGCUGGGUUUGUCGCGGAAGACGGCCGUAUCUUCACUCUUAGAGGCUCUGGUAGUCACCAAAUUAGAAACAUCAUCUCAUGGUCAAACACCCAAGAACCAGGAAAAUAUGUGUUUCGUGUGGGAAACAUACCAAAAGACGGCCUCGUAGCAGUUCCCGACCAGUACGAUCAGUACGAAGCUGAAGUAGCAGAAGAAUCUAAAACCUGCGCCCAGAGCGGUCCCAGCGUGUGCCAUCUGCAAGCGAGAUGCGUCGACUACCAAGCAGGCAUCUGCUGUCAGUGCGGCGAGGGCUUUUAUGGAAAUGGAAAAACUUGCAUCAAAAACGACCUUCCUAUAAGAGUUCACGGAAAACUUAACGGAAUGAUUAACAACGAGAACUUAAACGACGUCGAUAUUCAAGCCUAUGUGGUCGUCGCCGAUGGAAGGUCAUACACAGCUCUAUCUCAAGCCCCGACCCGUUUGGGAGGCAGCUUGCAACUUUUAAAUCUCCUAGGCGGAGUGAUAGGCUGGCUGUUCGCAAAACCAUCCGGCUCCGCACUAAAUGGCUACCAACUAACAGGAGGAGUCUUCAAUCACACUGCAGAUAUUUUUUUCCCUGCAUCUGGUGACAGAAUUACCAUUAAUCAAGAAUACUUUGGUCAAGAUGUAUUCGACCAGAUAUCUUUGGAUACAGAUGUACGAGGAACUCUGCCACAUAUAAGUCCUGGAUCCAGACUUGAAGUAUCUGAAUAUGAAGAGCAGUACAAUAUUGUUGAACCGGGUGUAAUACACAGCGCGUCGGAGAGGACUUUCACUGAUAGAAAUACAGGUCAAAAGUAUGUAGAGAAGGUUUCACAAACGUUCUCAUAUAAUCCGUGCAAAUUCGCUCCACCAUCAGAAGAGCCUCCACUCACGUUGAAAGUUAUCAAAAAUUAUUUAGGCUACGAACCGAGAGAAAACAUUGUCAGAUAUGGCACCAGUAAUAAAAUUCAAGUGAUCGGACGAGAAGAUCCUUGUAUAGAAGGUCGAAAUUCUUGUGGAGUCCACAGCACAUGUGUUGCACAAGGGGAUUCCUUCAAUUGUGUUUGUCAGUCGGGUUUCACCAGUAUUUACUAUGCAGAAAUAACUGUUUGUGUUGAUGUAGAUGAGUGCGCAGCUGGAACACACAAUUGUGAUACCAACGCCGAUUGUUAUAACCACGACGGCGGUUUUGAAUGCAGAUGUCGAAAUGGAUACGAAGGAAACGGAAUUAGUUGCAAUCGAGAGUCUCGCUGUAGAAACAAGGUGUGUGACCCUAAUGCGCAAUGUGUAGAUAACCCUGCAGAAGAAGCCAUAUGUCUAUGCAAUCCUGGUUAUACUGGAAACGGGGAAAGAUGUUUCGAUACAACAUGCAGCAACUGUUCGCCGUACGCUUUCUGUGGAUUUUCUGAAGUCACUAAAACUCGUCAGUGCCAAUGUAACCCUGGCUAUAUCGGUGAUGGCUACUACUGUGCUUAUGCAUAUUCAUCCACUACCGAAAAUUACAUCGAUACAACUACAGUACAAUAUAUUACUGAUAUUUCUGAAAUAGCUCCUUUACAAUCGACUACCCCUGCAUCAUCUGAUAACGAAUAUAAUGAAGAUUAUGUUCUGCCAAAUUGCGACGCCUUCGGUUGUGUGUGCCCGCCUGGGUAUUCAAGUUUCAAACAUAGAGAUAACGACUUGUGCCGCAUCGAUAUUUACAACGGUGAUAAUAAUGAGGAAAAGAAAGACAAUUCAAUUAAGUGCAGGAGCGACACUGAUUGUCCACCGAAUGCAAUGUGUUCAUUCUCUCCAGAAACAUAUUUAUCCAACAAUCAGGAACAAGGCCAGUGCGUAUGCCCUGAAGGCUAUGAGGGUGACGCCUACGAGUGUAUAGAACGUUCAGGGCCUAGUUGUGCGUGUGGUCCCAGCGCUCACUGCGUUGACACGGCCGCUGGCGAACUAAUAUGCGUGUGUGAUUUUGGUUACCACGGUGACGGAUACGUGUGCAGGCCGAACUUCAGCUGUACCAACAAUUCCGACUGUGAAUAUAACGCCGAAUGCAGACCAGAUCCGAACACGAUGGAGUAUGUGUGUCAAUGCAUAGAGGGAUACAUCAAAGACCAAAGCGAUGCGUGUAUCCCUGAUGCGCAACUGUGCAAUGGGGCCACAUGUGCCGAGCAUGCGUCCUGCUUAUACGACGAGACUAUCCAAGUGAGUUAUUGUCACUGUGACGAAGGAUACGAGGGAGAGGGUAUUUUGAGUUGCGUGCAACGACAAAAGACCUGCGAGCUCACCAACGACUGCGGCGCUAAUGCUAUCUGUACCCCGGAAGAGGGCUCCUACCGCUGCGUUUGUCUUGAGGGUUUUAUUGGAGACGGUUAUACUUGUAACCCAGAAAUCAGUUGCAAGACUAAUAUCAAUCUAUGCGAUAUCCAUGCCUCUUGUAUGAAGACAAUGGAUGGAUACGAAUGCAAAUGUAACAACGGGUACACUGGUGAUGGAAACUAUUGCGACCUAAAUCCGAGGGAAACCGGUAACUUCCUCGUGGCGAGUGAUGGCGCAUCUGUGUACCGAGUCCCCUUCACAGUUACACCGAGAGAGUUCGCAACUCCUUUGAACAGUGCAAUUUAUCAGAUCGCAGUAGGAAUAGAUGUAGAUUGUCUAGCAGGAAACAUUUAUUGGGGAGACGUGGGAGCCAGUUCCAUCAAACGCACGUCGUACGAUGGUUCUCGAUUUGAGGAAUUUUUGUCAAAUGGUGUCCAAUCGCCAGAGGGAGUAGCCAUCGACUGGGAGGCAAGAAACAUAUUUUGGACAGACUCUAAAAAGUUAACAAUCGAAGUUAUUAACAUAGACACAAAAUUGAGAAAGGUAUUGUUUGAGAGAGAUGGUCUGUUGAAUCCUCGUGGAAUUGCAGUACAUCCUGGAUUGGGGAAAAUUUUCUGGUCGGACUGGAAUCGCUCUGGACCAAAGAUUGAGUGGGCAAACAUGGACGGCUCCCAAAGAGGCGUGUUCCUCGACCAGUCGGACGUCAAGUUGCCCAACUCGUUGGCCAUCGAUUGGGCGAGAGAUAGACUCUGCUACAGUGAUGCUGGACUUCUUAUUAUCAAAUGCGUUGACAUACGAACCUUUGAGAGAGAAACCAUCGCUGAAAAUUGCUCGUAUCCGUUCGGUCUUGCUAUCAGUGGAGACACAUUCUACUGGACAGAUUGGAAAACGCGAAAGAUCGAGUACGUGAACUAUUUGACCCAACUGAAGGGUCAAGUGCCAGUGGCGACUGCAUCGCGGAGGCUGUACGGGGUCUCCGUGGCCCCUGACAGGUGUCCUGACAUGCGCAACGUGUGCGGACUCAGGAACGGCAAUUGCGGCUCCGACCAGCUCUGCUUACCGAAUGGUCAAGGAAGUAGGACGUGCGUCAAUGGGGAUUAGAUUUAAGUAUAUGUAUAAAGUCAAAGAAUACCAAACUUUUGGGUUAGGCCUACCGUUGAACUGAAAAUAUUUCCGAGACGAACUGCACGGUACGGAAGCUAAGGGUGAAGGGUUCACUGACUCGGAUCUGAUGAGUGCGAAACCGCCCUAAGAGCAGCGCAGUUAAAAUUACCACAUCACAAAGAAAGUACUUAACGAGAGUACAAUAAAUUGCCGUAAUACAUUUUGGUCGGAAGACUCCGUUUACAUCACUAAGAUCUUAUAGGUUUUAAUCGCAAUACCAAAGCAAUAGUUAUUUAUUACGUUUUGUAUUUAAUUAACAUAUUAAGCCGUAUUAAACUUAAGUACAUUUUCUUGAGUAGGUAUACAUAAAACCAUAAGUGCCAUGGUGCGUGUAAGUUGUAACGUAUACCUACGCAUGAUUGAAAUAAAACUUUUUUGAGGUUAUGGUGGUAGACAUUACAAAAAAAUAGAGCUUUUAAUCUAUGACCCACUACAUCUAUAGACCGUUCACUACUUGACCCCUGACGUCAUAUUGGUACCUUUGCAAAUCACACAAUAAUAAUCCCUAAGUUCUAAACAAUAAAGCAAAAAAAGCAAUAGUGCCAACAUGACGGCAGGGGACGAGUUAUAGUAAAAUUUUAAAACACCUCGAUAAAAGAUAGCACUCUCUAACCGUCAACAAGGCAAACACGUGCUUAAAAUGACAGAAUAAAGGAGUAAAUACAUUACUGUGUUGUGGUGUGUUGUUACACCACAGAAAGCAUUGAACUAAAUUAGUACCUAUUGAGGGGUCAUUUCAAAUUAAAAUCGUGUGGGUUUUGAAGCUGUUAAAAUUAGUAUGACAUUGUAAUUUGUAAGUAAAAAUGAGUUGCAGUUCACAAAAUUUUUGUUUGGAAAGAAAAACCCCCUCUUGUGCGUAGUACUAUACGAGUAGAGGUUAUUGAAAAAAGGCGCUUGGAGUCUAUGUUUCAUAAAUGACUGAAAUGCACUCUAUAAAAUAUAUCAGUCACGUCGUCUUGGGCGAUUAAUCGAUCGUCGUGCCAGAUUGCGUUACAACACAACACAACACAGUAAUAACUAAUGUGUCUGUAGUAAAAAAAUAUGUAUUAAGUAAAUACAAAUAAUUUAUUUUUAUGACGGUUUUAAAUACUUACUUAAAAGUAUAUAUUUUUUACUUAUAUCGUGCACAUGCGAAUACUUAACAUUAAAGUAUAAUAAGCGAGAAAAUUAAACAAGUUCAAUAGAUUUAAUUGUAAUACAAAUUUAUUUUAAAUGUAAAUAUAUUUCUUAUUAAACAUU
Messenger RNA from Maniola jurtina (meadow brown), 5540 nucleotides. It is a transcript of the gene Ldlr, whose product is annotated as nidogen. Bases 228 to 4238 code for a protein of 1336 amino acids. Lineage: Eukaryota; Metazoa; Arthropoda; Insecta; Lepidoptera; Nymphalidae. The transcript has 8 exons. Gene Ontology annotation, biological process: cell-matrix adhesion. Gene Ontology annotation, molecular function: calcium ion binding. The record is from RefSeq and is a predicted model, not a curated record.